CAGGCGGACGCUACUGCGCAUGUCCGCGUCUGAACAGCCAGAGAGAGAAAGAGAGAGAGGGAGAGAGAGACAACAGGAAAAAGUGUCAGAGACAAAGGAGUGAGCAGUGUUUGUUGGAGGAGGAGAAGAGUUGUCGCUGUUGUGAGAGUGAAGCUGUGUCAGCGCUGACAGGAAGAAACACCAGGUGCAUUUCAGGCAUCGUCCCCGGCUCCUGUUGCAUCCGUCCCAGUGGACGUGACGCCUCCCGGUCAGCGGACCGGCGAUGGGGAGAACUGCAAAGCUUUAGGCUCCUGGUGACUGGAUGGAAAGAGCUGUCAUCGCAGUGAGGAUGGAGGAAGUGGAAACACACAGAGAGCAACCGAUGGCUGUUUGAUGGACGACGCGGCUUUCAUCAUUUUCGUCUGGACUGCACUUUGUUUGUGAUCUUUAUUUUAUUUUUAUUUUUCGUUCCUGGAAUUCCCAUCUUCAGUUCCACUUCCUCUUUGUGACCUUUCCUCAUGUGCAUCCUUCAGCAAGAACAGGUGUCGCUGUGUUGAAGCCACAGGUCUCAUUUACCUUGCAAACCCCCACCUCCCUCUCGACCACAGACACACGCACACAAUAGCGCCUCUCUUCCCAGCGGCUGAGAGGUUGCUAUGGCAAUGGUUGCCAUGAUGCUGAUGUAGUGUCCUGAAGGUAGUAGCUGUGGAGGUAGUGGCGGGGACAGAGGAGGGGGCAGCGGCGGUGGAGGCGAACAAGCCGGGAUGGGGAGCGCUCCGUGUCCAGCCGGCGAGUGGAAGGGGAGGGGGCGAGGAGGCCUGCAGGAGCUGGGCUGCAUGCCCUGGAAGGUCAGCAAGCAGAAGUAUGGAGGAGGAGAGGUGGUGGUGGUGGGAGCGGAGGAGAGGAGGUGCAGGGAUCCCAGGGACUCUCAACAGCAGCAGGAUCUCUCGUCUUCCUCCUCCUCCCUCACCCCUCCAGCGCCUCCCCAAUCCUCUUUGACACCUCCAGCCAUUUAUCAUGAAAAGCAGCGGAGGGAGCUGUGCGCCCUGCACGCGCUCAAUAACGUCUUCCAGGACGGGACAGCCUUCAGUCGGGACACCUUGCAGGAGAUAUACCAGAGGCUUUCUCCCAGCACUCUGGUGACGCCCCAUAAGAAGAGCAUGCUGGGAAAUGGGAACUAUGAUGUAAAUGUCAUUAUGGCAGCCCUGCAGACCCGAGGGUUUGAGGCAGUUUGGUGGGAUAAAAGAAGGGAUGUUGGCAGCAUCGAGCUCUCCAAUGUGACAGGUUUCAUUCUGAAUGUGCCGUCCAACCUGCGCUGGGGGCCCCUGCGGCUGCCGCUCAAACGCCAGCACUGGAUAGGAGUCAGAGAGGUGGGAGGAGUCUACUACAACCUGGACUCCAAGCUGCGUAGCCCUCAACCCAUCGGCAACCCGGAAGAGCUCAGGAAGUUUCUGCGCCAGCAGCUGCGAGGGAAGAACUGUGAACUCCUAUUGGUCGUUUCAGAGGAAGUGGAGGCACGGCAGACGUGGCGGUCUGAUGGCUGAGGGGUUAACCAGCCAAUCACAGCUCCAACUGGGCCAACAGCCAAUUUCAGAAUGAACGGGAGAGAAAGUUGAGUCGUGCACAGCCAAACACAAAUGGAUGCACACUUAAAGAUGUAUUUUUUCCCUUUUUUUUAUUUGGGUUUUGUUUACACGGCCUUUGCUGGACUCUUAUCUGAUAAGAUGCAAAGCAGUGAAGGAAACACUUUACAGGGAGAAUCAAAGAAUCACAGUCCUUUUCUCACUACACAGUCGAGACUUGUGAAAAGUUAUUAUUCUGUUUCUGCUACUCUUGUGUUUUUAUAUAUAUUGACUAUUUUUCAAUGUUUGUUUUUGAGCUGUUUUUUUUUGUUUUUUUUACUGUUCAAGUUUCAAAGUUUCCAAAGUCAUGGGAAUUCUGACUUUCUGAAAACAAGCUGUGUUUAUCUGCUUGUCUCCAUCGGUGAUCCUCACCCAUGAUGUUCACCCGUGUGUUUUCGUGUUCCUGUCUCUCCCUGUAUGUUGUGAAUCUGUCGCUGUCCGUUUCCUCCAUCCUUCACUUUCACCGAAGCGUGCCCUCCCUUACCUCAGUGCCACGCCAUCUUACUUCUCCUCUAUGUCACUUUGUUCAUAUCACAGGACAAAGUCAGUGAUGUAUCACGUUGCCAACUUUGUAUUUCAUCCAUUUUUCAAACACUUCUGGUUCACACUGAGCCUUCACUGUGCAGAGGCUGUGCUGACACAACAGUUUUAUAAUGGCAACAAAGCAAUGCAACACACAGGCCAUGCACUCCCUCUAGUGGAUCCUUAACCUCCGUUUCCUUCCUUGCUCUUUUUUUUUUUACGGUUUUCACGUUCAAAUGAUCACUACAAAGUAAAGAAGUCUGCUUGUCAUCAAAGAAGUCAUUCUAAUUAUAAUCAUCCUUUAGUGGAAUUUUACUGUAACAAUCAAGUUAGGCCGAUAAAGAAACAGGACAUCUAAAUUAUUAAUAGAAUUUAACUUAUCAAAAUCUACAGUUCAGUUUUAAGGGCCUCUUACUCGCUUGAUGUGACGCCUUUGAUUAAACUUGUACGGUGCUUGUCAGCAGAUGGAGUUGGCUCAGUUGUCAUGGAAAUGUAGACGUUCAAACUUUCAGCUCGUCAGCAGUAAAUUAACGCGCAACAAUCUUUAAAAUCAACAUUUAAAUCAUUUUCUAAACAUAAAUUCUGAUUCUGACUUUUUCCAGGUGAAUAUUUGCAGGAUUGCUGAGUUGUUUAUGAAAAAAACAUAUAUCUUGUGGUUUGGACACUAAGUUGGACAAAGCGAACAAUUAAUAUACAAAUAAUACCAAAACAAUUUUCUGACUUUUUAUCGACUGUAAAAGAAAAAAAUCGCGAAAAUAAACAGCAGAUUCAUUGAUAAUCAAAAUACAUUUCAGUUGCACCCCUACUUCUAUGGUAACUAAGAAACUUGAAAUCUGCUGAUGAGGACUAUUUUGAAAAGGUCAAAAUCUCCAGAGCAAGUGGACUUAGAGUUUCAGCACAUUAUUUAUAAAAAUAUCAUAUAGGUUUAAAGAAAUAUUGUUUUACUUCGCCCCUUUGACCACUCUGUACAAAACAGAAGUAGAGGACACGAGGACACAACACAGAAAACUUCAUUCUGUUCCUGUUUCUUCAUUUUUUCUUUUUCAAAUGAUCUCCAGCGCCGCAGCCCUCUGUAGCACAAGAGCUGAGCCGAUGCAGUGCUCCUCCUCCUCCUCCUCCUCCUCUCAAACAUCUCUUGUCAAACCUGCCAAACUCUGCUCCGACAGUACGUUGUCACUACAGUAAGCGGUGAUCUGUAAUGUGUAAGGGGAUCAGUCUGAAGAGGGGUUUUGCCGGUUGUUUCUGUGAAGGGAAGUUGUCAGUUUGAGAAACAGUGGAUGUAGCGUAACGUGCCUGGGUAGUGGGUAAUCUAGAAAAAGAAGUAACGUGAAAAGGAAAAGUAAGUGAAGUGACCACACGUCUUACCGGAUGUGUGUUUGUGGUUGGUCAUCGUGAAAUGGGCCUUAAAAAAGUCUGCUGUCGUAGCUUUCAGAUCUAUCAGUUGAAGAUGUUUAUACAAGUAUUGUCUGUUAAUGACGAUAUUGGCCUUAACUUGUUUACAUUAGAAAAACAAAUAUAUGUAUAUGUGUGUUUCUCUGAAAGAGUGACAGGGGCUGUGCAGUUCCAUGCCAUUUCAAGAGAUUUAUUCCAAAGCACCAGUUUAUCCUAAAUUUAGAGGAGGAACAACUGUUGCUCAGCUGAUACACAGAUGAACUCGUCUGUAAGGGUUUUUCUUCACUUGUGCAGCCAAGGACUUUAUUAUAUUUACAAAAGUUUAAAACUGAAUAAUUUCAUUUAAAAAAAAAAAAAAUAACAAUAAUAUCACAUGAUUUUCAAUGGUGCAGGUCUUAUCUACAAUCCCAGCCUAGUGUGUAGACCUUCAAUGUCAUAAUAAAUUCAAGUGAAACAUCAGUGGGGCUGAGAUACUUGGACCCAUUCACAUCAUAACUAGUGUCUCACAACUGCAUUCAACUGUUUAUUUGUUUUUUUGGCACGACAAUCCAUUCAGCUGUUCCUGCUUAAGGAAUCUUGAUUGUCACUUUUUUUUUGCAUAGAAAUAAAAUGCUUAUAAUGGCACUUUA
Molecule: messenger RNA, 4144 nt
Organism: Hippoglossus stenolepis (Pacific halibut)
Lineage: Eukaryota; Metazoa; Chordata; Actinopteri; Pleuronectiformes; Pleuronectidae
Gene: josd1
Product: Josephin domain containing 1
Exons: 5
Coding region: 744-1523 (259 amino acids)
Biological process (GO): protein deubiquitination
Molecular function (GO): cysteine-type deubiquitinase activity
Source: RefSeq, a predicted model, not a curated record